CGCUCCAACAUGUUGGCAGGAGGAGGCGGAGGAGGAUGCUGCGCUCAAACCUUGGUGCGUUCUUUCCACCUCUCCGGUCGGCGCACGGUGCCUCUGACUCAGAGCCGCCGUUCACUUGUAUCCACCUGAAGGACUUAAGUAGGGAGGAGGGCGGGGAGGUCUCCAAGGUUCCUCAGGAGACCCGGAGCACUCACACCAGGGUACCCAGGAGGAGCAAUAGCAGCAGGAGGAAAGUGGAGCACAGCAACUGCCCCUCAUCUGUGGUGGAAACUAUUACCUCAGACGUCACCGUCUCCUCUGGUUUCCCAGCCGCUUCUCCCUUCUCGGCUCCAAGAUCCAUGUGGCAGGAGGCAAUAAGGGGGAAGCGGUACCUCCUGGACCGGGCCGGGGCAUCCGGCGAGGGGGUUAAAGGAGGUCAGGAGAAGAGGAGCAGAUCCCGGGACUGGCUGUAUGAGUCCUACUACUGUAUGAGCCAGCAGCAUCCUCUCAUUGUGUUCCUGCUUCUUAUAGUGAUGGGAGCAUGCCUGGCUCUGCUGACGGUGUUCUUUGCAUCGGGGCUGAACGUUGAGGACCACAUGGCCUUUGUAAUCACGGUGCCCACGGCGCUGGCGAUCUUCCUGGCUGUGUUUGUUUUGGUCUGCAUUGAAUCCAUUUUCAAGAAGCUCCUUCAAGUUUUCUCCCUUGUUAUCUGGGCCUGCUUGGUUGCCAUGGGCUACCUUUUUAUGUUUUCCGGUGGGAUUGUCUGUCCGUGGGACCAGGUGUCCUUCUUCUUAUUCAUUGUUUUUGUGGUUUACACAAUGCUGCCAUUCUCCAUGCGGGACGCCAUCAUCGCCAGCGUCCUCACCUCUGUUUCUCACACUGUUGUGUUGAGUGCCUGCUUGUCCACCACAUCUGACCACAUGGAACCUGUGGUAUGGCAGAUUUUGGCCAAUAUCAUUAUUUUCAUGUGUGGCAACAUGGCAGGGGCAUACCACAAACAUCUGAUGGAGUUGGCACUCAAACAGACCUACCAGGACACCUGCAACUGCAUCAAAUCCCCCAUUAAACUGGAAUUUGAGAAGCGACAGCAGGAACGUCUGCUGUUGUCACUGCUGCCAGCGCACAUUGCCCGUGUGAUGAAGGCAGAGAUCAUCCAGAGACUAAAAGGACCUAAUUUUGGACAAAUAGAGAACACAAACAAUUUUCACAACCUCUAUGUUCAGAGACACACUAAUGUCAGCAUACUGUACGCUGAUAUAGUUGGAUUCACACGCCUUGCCAGUGACUGCUCACCUGGAGAGUUGGUGCACAUGCUCAAUGAAUUGUUUGGCAAAUUUGACCAAAUUGCCAAGGAAAAUGAAUGUAUGCGGAUAAAAAUCCUUGGGGAUUGUUACUACUGUGUAUCUGGAUUGCCAGAAUCUCUGCCAAACCAUGCCAAGAACUGUGUCAAGAUGGGCUUGGACAUGUGUGAGGCCAUCAAGAAAGUGCGCGAUGCCACAGGGGUUGACAUCAAUAUGCGUGUUGGCGUGCAUUCAGGGAACGUUCUGUGUGGUGUGAUUGGACUUCAGAAAUGGCAGUAUGAUGUCUGGUCACAUGAUGUCACGCUGGCCAAUCAUAUGGAAGCGGGAGGCGUGCCUGGGCGAGUGCACAUCACUUCAGUCACACUAGAGCACUUAAAUGGUGCCUACAAGGUAGAAGAUGGGGAUGGACAAGAGAGAGAUCCAUAUCUGAAAGAACAUGGAGUCAUCACAUAUCUGGUUAUUAACCCAAAGGUGGAGCGGCGCAGUCCGCAGCAUCACUACAGGCCCAGACAUACUCUGUAUGGAGCAAAGAUGAGAGCCUCUGUUAGGAUGACCCGCUAUCUGGAAUCCUGGGGUGCAGCCAAGCCUUUUGCCAACCUGCACCACAGGGACAGCAUGACCAACGAGAAUGGAAAGAUCAACACCGCUGACGUGCCAAUGGGACAGUAUCAUUUCCAGAGGAGAUCUGAAAGGACAAAGUCUCAGAAGAAACGGUUUGAGGAGGAGCUUAAUGAAAGAAUGAUCAGAACCUUUGAUGGCAUAAAUUCACAAAAGCAGUGGCUCAAGUCUGAGGACAUCAAAAGAAUAUCAUUGUUCUUUCACAACAAGUCCUUGGAAAAGGAGUACAGAACAACAAUCUUGCCAGCCUUCAAAUAUUAUGUCACCUGCGCCUGUCUCAUCUUUUCCUGCAUUUUCAUUGUGCAGAUUCUUGUCUUGCCAAAGACCGCAAUCUUGGGGAUAUCCUUUGGUAUGGCAUUCUUUAUCCUUUCCCUGAUUGUCUUCGUAUGUUUCAUCGGACACUUCCUGCACUGGAGCAAGAGUGCCCCCACUUCAUGGAUGUGGCUGCUAAGGUACUCUGUCAUUAUUGCCAACAAGCCCUGGCCGCGUAUUACACUCACCCUGACAACCACAGCGCUCAUACUAACGAUGGCAGUCUUCAACAUGUUCUUUUUGGAUGACAAUGUGUUGCCAGAAGUUCCUAUUUACAAUUCUUCCAAUGAAACGCAACUUUACCCAAAUGGACAAGCAGCUGCUUUUGCUGACAAAAACAACUUUUACCUUCCUUAUUUAAUUUACAGCUGCAUCCUGGGCCUGAUCUCCUGCUCGGUGUUUCUGAGGAUAAACUAUGAGCUCAAAAUGAUCACCAUGUUGACAGCAGUGGUGGUUUACAACAUCAUAAUUCUGCAAACACACGCUUCCCUGCUGGAUGAGUACAGCAGAUUCCUGUACAAAUCAGAAAGCCUGGACAGACCAGGAGUCCUCAAAGACCUGAAGACUAUGGGGUCUAUCUCACUCUUCAUCUUCUUCAUCACUCUACUCGUGCUUGCUCGGCAGAAUGAAUAUUACUGUAGGUUAGACUUUUUGUGGAAGAACAAGUUCAAGAAGGAGUGCGAGGAGAUCGAAACCAUGGAGAACCUUAACAGGGUCUUGUUGGAGAAUGUCCUCCCCGCACACGUUGCUGAGCACUUCUUGGCACGGAACUGGAAGAAUGAGGAUUUGUACCACCAAUCAUACGAUGUGGUGUGCGUCAUGUUUGCCUCCAUCCCAGACUUUAAAGAGUUUUACACAGAAUCUGACGUCAACAAGGAAGGAUUGGAGUGUCUCAGGCUGCUUAAUGAGAUCAUCGCUGACUUUGAUGAGCUGCUGUCGAAGCCUAAAUUCAGUGGUGUAGAAAAGAUUAAAACUAUUGGAAGCACAUACAUGGCUGCUACAGGGCUCAAUGCCUCACCUGGACCAGAGUACCCAUCACAGGAACAUGACCGGCAGUACAUGCACAUUGGGACCAUGGUGGAGUUUGCUUUUGCUUUGGUGGGGAAGCUGGAUGUUAUCAACAAACACUCCUUCAAUGACUUUAAACUGCGAGUUGGUAUUAACCAUGGUCCAGUGAUCGCUGGAGUCAUUGGAGCACAGAAACCACAGUAUGAUAUCUGGGGGAACACAGUGAAUGUAGCCAGCAGAAUGGACAGCACAGGAGUCCUGGGGAAAAUACAGGUGACAGAGGAGACGAGUCGCAUCCUCCUGACGCUGGGCUACGUGUGCUCUUGUAGAGGCAUCAUUAACGUCAAGGGCAAAGGAGAGCUCAAGACCUUCUUUGUUCACACAGAAAUGACCCGGUCACUGUCCCAAGGGAAUAUGAUGCCAUGAGACAUGAGAUUUUUUGAGCUGCACAGCCAACUUUGAUGUCAAUUUGGAGACUUUUGAGCAUCUCAUUUGCAGCAAAACAGUGAAAAUAACAGAUCUGCUCUGAGAAGACAAAAAACUUUUGCAUUCCCAGUAAAACAUGUUGCAGCUGUAGUAUAUAUUUUGCACUUAUCUAAGUGUAAGAGGAGAACAUGUAUCUUAAUGCAACCAAACAAAACAUGGACUUGCAACCUAAGAAAUGAUUUGCAAAGUUAAUUUAAAAAAAAAAAACUUUAUAUAUAUAUAUAUAUAUAUAUAUAUAUAUAUAUAUAUAUGUAUAUAUAUAUAUAUAAGGGGUGUGAGAAAAAAUCGAUUCAGAAUCGAUUCUCAUUUUUAAAAAUUCGAAUCGUGACCCCUAGAAUCGAUAUUGAAUCGAAUCGUGGGACACCCAAAGAUUCACAGCCCUAAUAUAUAUAUAUAUAUAUAUAUUUAGAUACUUUUUUUUUUCUUUGGUUUCAAUAUUUUCCUGGGGGUAGGCUCAACUUCUAUCUUGUGGGCUGGGCCUCUUUUGAACAAUAUGUUAUAAGCCAUUUUAUUAGGCAGUCUCGGAUAUUGGUAAGACAUAUGGGCGUGGCUGCUGAUGACUUCAGCUCAACACAUUUAGAGGGAAUACGAUGUGUGAAUGUUGUCCUGUGAAUGUUGUCUGUCUAUCUGUGUCGGCCCUGCGAUGAGGUGGCGACUUGUCCAGGGUGUGCCCCGCCUUCCGCCCAAAUGCAGCUGAGAUAGGCUCCAGCACCCCCCGCUACCCCAAAAAAGAGAAAGCGGUAGGAAAUGGAUGGAUGGAUGGAAGAUCAAAGACAAGGGGUGGACGAAACUGACCAAUAAAAAUGAUUCUAACAUAUUGUUCAGAGGAGGUCACGUCUAAAGGCUCAAGUUGAGUUAAACCAAAAAAAUAUAUAAAAAAUUGCAAACAGAAAACAUAAAAAAAUUAAAAUUUGCAAACAAAAAAAUAUUUGGAAAAAAAACAAAAGAUUAAAAAAAAAAAUUUUUGUAACCAAAAAACGGAUUUAGAACCAUAUAUUUUGGAUUAAAAAUACAUAUUUUUUCAAUUUCAAAUAUUUCAUUUGUGUUCGAAAAUCUUUUUUUUUUUGUUGGAAAUCAUUUUUUGUUUGGUUGCAUAAAAUAAAGAAGAUCAAAUGUAGCAUGUACCAGGUUACCAAUAAAACCAUUAAAUGUAUUAGAUUUUUGGAAUGAGUGAAGCCAAAGUGGCAUGGAUCAGUCCCAACAAGCGACUUUUUCUUCAAAAAGAAUACAUAAUGUAUGGCUGACUCAAUUCUGGCAGCCUUUUGAAGAGGAAAGAGCUGUCAAUCAACAAAUGAAUCCCUGUUCCAUUCACUUUACAGCUGUUGGAUUACAGCUGAUGUAUGACGCAAAGAACGGGGACAAGAAGAAAUGCUUUUGUUCGGCAUCGGAAAAGAUUUUCAGUUUGACUUUAGUUUUAAUUAAAUGAAACAUGGAAGACAUGUUCUUAAAAUGAAGGCUACAAAAGGAGUAAUGCAUGACUACAGUUUCAAAAUUAAGAGACACAUGUUUAUAGAACUCCAUCUACCUUGGAAGCACGGAGACUUGAAUGUAAAAAGUGUUCCGCAAAGCUCUUUUCACACUUAAAUCAGAUUGUCAUUAUUGGCUGUUUGCACAAAACAAGGUUAAAAAGCAGAUAAAUGUAACAUUGCAAUAGCGAAAUUCUUCAAAAUGCUUUAAGUGUGACAAUAAGUGGGCCUGCUGGUAUGUACAGGGUAGCUUUAGAGAACAGUGACAUGUUACAGUGCUUUUGUACGAAAAGACAAAACACAAAAUGUGUUUUCAUGUUUUAAUGAUGCUAUUUUUUUUCUUUGUUUUUUUUUGUAAAAAUGCCAUUAAAUUUCUAUGUAUUUCA
Nerophis lumbriciformis (worm pipefish) is the source of this 5556-nucleotide messenger RNA. It is a transcript of the gene adcy2a, whose product is annotated as adenylate cyclase 2a. Gene Ontology annotation, molecular function: adenylate cyclase activity. NCBI's taxonomy places the organism in Eukaryota, Metazoa, Chordata, Actinopteri, Syngnathiformes, Syngnathidae. Gene Ontology annotation, cellular component: plasma membrane. Gene Ontology annotation, biological process: cAMP biosynthetic process; intracellular signal transduction; adenylate cyclase-activating G protein-coupled receptor signaling pathway. The record is from RefSeq and is a predicted model, not a curated record.